AUGACGAGCGACUCUUUCUCACGCAUCCAGAUUUCUUGUCUAGAGGCUCGUCCACAGUCGAUUCGCCUUCGCCAAAAUUUGUUCCACUCUUUGCACGCCGCGCUGAAAUCAUCAGAGAAAACCAUAAAAAGUGCGAUUGCUGAGGAUACCAGCCACGAUGAGUGGGAGACUAGUCUCGAAUAUACACUGGCGAUCUCCGAAUUGCGUGAACAUUACUCCUCAUUGGAUCUCGAGCAAGACCUGAAGAGACAAAAAUCGGUGGAGGACCUGCAAGGAACAACGAACGUGGGCAUAGUCUAUAUUAUUCCUUCGAAGCAGAACCAGUUUUACUCUGUCAUAUCUGCCCUUACGGCAGCUCUGGCGGCUGGGAAUUGUGUAGUUCUGGAGCUACCCACGACACUGACGCAGGUCUCCGCGGUUCUACGUGCUGUGUUGCCCAAAGCUCUAGAUGCGGACAUCUUUGCAAUUAUAGGAGAUAGGAUCUCCAAGGAAAAUCUCUCCAAAUGUCAUGUUUUGGACCAGACUGGUAUCAUUCCAGCAUCACUCAGAGAUGGAGGCAACGAUAGUAAUAGUGUCAAUCUCCACCACGAGAGGGUAGUGGCAGUUGUUGAUCGAUCUGCCAAUAUCCCCGAUGCUGCCUCGAUCAUCUGUGCAUCGAGAGCCAUCUUCAAUGGUCAAUCCGUCUAUUCGCCGGCACUGGUGUUAGUGAAUGAGUUUGUGGCUGAUGACUUUUUGUUCCAUCUUGCACAAGCCAUUAUAUCUCCAAUGCAUAAACAAAAGGAUAUUUUAUCAAAGUCUUCCCAUCCAUCAAUGGGGGGUCCGAAUGGCCAUUCUCAGAUCAAGACCGAAUUCGAAAGCAAGGACAACCUAAAUGUGAUCAUAUCAGGGGAAAAUGGAAGCAUUGUUGAAAUCAAAGAUCGGACACAAGUACUGGUGGGACGUCAAAUUGACAGUCGAGUCAUCAGUAUCUAUCGAAUCACCAGCCUAGAUGAUGCUAUUGACCUAUGCAAUGGAUUCCAGACUCCUUUAGAGGCAUCCUAUGUUUUUGCAGCCGUAGCCGAAACAAAUUAUCUGUCACGUUUUAUCGAUGCACGCAUCUCCUGCAUCAAUCAUAUUCCUUGUGAACUGAUGGUGGGCCCCUUUGCACCAGAACACCCGACCAUCGCACCAAGCCCAUCUCCACGAUACAGUCCGGCAUUAUUCCGGUUACCCCGUCCAAGGUUCAGUCACGCGUCACAAAUGAGUAUUCUCUGCCUGAAAUCAGCAAUUUCAAGGUCCACGAAAGUACUUGAUCCAUGGAGUCGGCCCAUUUUACAAACAGCCCUUCCAGCCAUAAAACAAGGGGAUGGGAAUUCUGUCGGUUUCUUUGAUCAGGCAUUCAUCAUGGUUGGCAUUACAUUUGCCUCGGUCAUUGCAGGUGGUGCAUUUACUCUGUAUCAGCUGUCAAAAAGGCAUUGGCUGGGAUACUAA
Molecule: messenger RNA, 1470 nt
Organism: Talaromyces proteolyticus
Lineage: Eukaryota; Fungi; Ascomycota; Eurotiomycetes; Eurotiales; Trichocomaceae
Product: Aldehyde/histidinol dehydrogenase
Exons: 5
Coding region: 1-1470 (489 amino acids)
Molecular function (GO): oxidoreductase activity, acting on the aldehyde or oxo group of donors, NAD or NADP as acceptor
Source: RefSeq, a predicted model, not a curated record